Boeremia exigua is the source of this 1671-nucleotide messenger RNA. RefSeq lists its product as uncharacterized. Bases 1 to 1671 code for a protein of 556 amino acids. The record is from RefSeq and is a predicted model, not a curated record. NCBI's taxonomy places the organism in Eukaryota, Fungi, Ascomycota, Dothideomycetes, Pleosporales, Didymellaceae. The transcript has 2 exons.
AUGGACCCCUUAAGUGCGGGGGUGUUCGCCAGUAUUGGCAGUGCUUUCAAGUUUGCUGACGUAGCUGUACGGGUCGCAGAAGUCGGAAGCGAGAAUGCGGUGUUCGUACGCGCAAUAUGCGUUGUGCGCUCAGACCUCGAAGAAGUCGAACGACUUUUGAGUUUGGGGUCGAUCCAAACGAAGCUGAAAGGCACACCCGGGAAAGUCCCCUGGGUCAAGAACGCAAUCCAGAACACGAGGUGUGCGCUCAACGAGAUCGGUAAAUGGGUUGAACGAGCGCGAGUCGAACAGGAAACCACAGGUUCAAUCAAGUUCGAAACGAGAAUUCGAUGGGUGUUCAACGACCACGAAAAGCUUCUCAACCGCAAAACAGAGCUUACUACCUGCCAUCAGCAGCUUUCAAACGUCCUCGGGUAUCUGGCGGGCCUAGAAGAUAUACCGAUGAACCCUCCGUUGUUAGGUUUGGAAGAUUCCACGCACUUUGACGACAUCUUAGCCAGACACAAUAGGCUGAGUAGACCAACAGCGUCGAGGACUAGUCUGAAGACAAUCCCAAAAGUGCAACAUGAAGCCUUAGCACAUGUAAAUAAGGCAAGGCCGGAGUCUAAUUCACUUGAUCGACCGCCCAAUGUGUGGAAUUCACCUAAACAAGUACCUACCACUGCAUAUGAGCAACAUGGUUUCGAACAGUCUCCUUCGAUAUCGUCAUCACUGUCCCCUCCCUGCAGCCCACCGCCAGCAUAUACAACUGCAGUCUCGCUCGAUCCAGUACGCCAUGACGUGCAUUCAGGCUCUUACCCAUGGAAUACAAUCGAGAAGGACGUCGCUGCCACUCGGUCUGUUGGGAAGAGAGAUACGUUGGAUACUUCCUAUGACAAUAUUUGGGCCUGUAAAAGUGACCCUGUUAGCAUGACUGUUCCAGAGCUGGCUGGAGAUACUAUCGUGUUCAGUGCGACUAAUUCAGCAGGACCUGUCAACCCAUACGAGCUGUGUGCGAGUACAGUGAAGCCAACCUCAGGUGGCAGUCGAGCUGCCCAACGACCGCAUGAGAACCUUGCAGAGAUGCUAGGUGACCUUCACUUCCGUGCUGAACUACCCAACAAUGUUAUUAAUCCACCACCGAGACACUCCCCACGGUCACGAGCAGAAUUUGAGCCAGUCGAAGCGGUCCAGUCGAAGAGGAGGACGACUUCGGAAACACCACCCAGGGUGCACCGCCGCCCUCUCCCAGCAAGUGCACUAAGCGAUUCCCUACUCACGGUGCAUGAGCUUCCAUCGGUACUUACAACACACCACAAAAUGCCGCCGUCAUCGUAUCAAGAUUCCCGUGCGGCCAUCAAGGAUUCUUAUGACAGUGAGCUAUUUCUCUGGAACCCGCAUCAGCCGCACAUAAAACAGAGACCUGUAUCCUCCAUUGCAAUGCAGUCGCAUGAGAAGAAGGCAGCUUCAGUCUCGGAUUUGAGUAGAUACUCUGCACCCCCACCGAUGGCAUCGGCACGUAAUGAAUACGCUACUGCAUCUUCCGCGGAUUCGACUACCUCACGGGGACUUCAUACAAAGCCAGAGGUGCCUAGAGCAUUCAGUGCACCUAGCACACAGGACCCAACGACGUACACCAGGAUGCAAAGUCAGAAGCGGAUAAUGGAUCUUCUGAGCAGCAUUGACACAUGA